GCUGUGUGUAGUCUGACGAAUAAAAGCUGUAGCCUAUAGAUCUGUGCAAGGCUUUUUAACCGGGUACGACCAGCCAGGCUUAACGGAAACAUUUCCUCGUAAAUUCAGAGCAGAGGUUCUAGCCGAGCGAUAGGUCUGAAAAGCUAAGCAAACAUGAGCGACAAGGGGACAGUCUCACCGAAGGAGAAAGAGGCAACAGAGAAGAGAGGGCGUGGAAGACCCCGCAAGCAGCCCCAGGUGAAGACCUCUGACGAACCAAGUGGGUCCCCUGCUCCAAAGAAGCCCAGAGGACGACCGAAGGGCAGCAAAAACAAGACGAUCACCAAGGGCAAAAAGGCAGCACCAGCCCCGGCUGCAGGGGGAAAACGCAGAGGAAGACCCAAGAAGGAGGAGAAGGAAGAAAAGGCAUCCAAGGAAUCAUCUGAGGAGGAAGAGGAGGAGGAGGAAGAGGAGGACCAGUAAUUCACAACGCAUGCUACCUCACUCAACAUACUGACUUACUGUUAACCAGAACUGGGCUGUAUCUCCAACGCCAGUGCCACCACAUGACCACUGUUCACGACAAAGCCCUCUUUGCCAAAAAUGAGGGUUAACACAGUACAAAUAUCAUGCAACAGCACUGGAUAGAACGAUGGACCUUGCUCAAGCAUAGAUCUAAGAAUUACAUGAAAGGUAUCAGCCCUUUUCUCUACAUGUCAUCACAAGUCUUUUAUACUGGACAAAGGUGUGCUCUGAGGAGCCUGGAUGUUUCCGUUUCCCCCUCUAAAGAUGGUUUGUAGGACAUUCUCUCUGCUUAAUGUUACUUAUUUGUUGUACCCGCAUCUGAGAUGGUAGGGCAUAUAGAUUUUUCUCCAUGUUUUGUACUGGACAAAGGUGAAUUUUACCGAUACUUGCUGUUUUUUUUGUUUUUGUGUGCGUGUUCGUGUGAAGUGGUUAACCUAUCCUUUUGCAUCGUAUCAUAGAUGGAGUUGAGCUUCAGCAUUUAGGAUGAGAAUAGGUAACAGAUGGUAGAAAUGCCCCGCACCCCACACCCCCGUCGCUAAUCUGCAUAACUGAUUUUGCCCCGUUCCACAAAUGGAGCAGAAUCACCUUUUACCCCAUCCUGUAGGACAGUUUAGAUAUAAUUCUGCUUCUCAGACUUCCUUCGCAGUCCUCUGUUUGUAGUGGGGAGAUGUAAAGUGUAUUGUCUGAUCAGACUAUUCUGGUUACUUAUUACUGUUGUUCCUUCGGGUUACAUACCAUUUAAAAAAACAUGAGUGUGCUGCUUUUCAUGUUAUAAUAAAACUCAAACCUUU
This is a messenger RNA of Centropristis striata (black sea bass), 1295 nucleotides long. It is a transcript of the gene hmga1a, whose product is annotated as high mobility group AT-hook 1a. The record is from RefSeq and is a predicted model, not a curated record. Gene Ontology annotation, molecular function: transcription coregulator activity; DNA binding. The coding region runs from base 154 to 462 and encodes 102 amino acids. The transcript has 5 exons. Gene Ontology annotation, biological process: regulation of DNA-templated transcription. Gene Ontology annotation, cellular component: chromatin; nucleus. Lineage: Eukaryota; Metazoa; Chordata; Actinopteri; Perciformes; Serranidae.